This is a messenger RNA of Talaromyces atroroseus, 1539 nucleotides long. RefSeq lists its product as hypothetical. The coding region runs from base 1 to 1539 and encodes 512 amino acids. The transcript is spliced from 4 exons. The record is from RefSeq and is a predicted model, not a curated record. NCBI's taxonomy places the organism in Eukaryota, Fungi, Ascomycota, Eurotiomycetes, Eurotiales, Trichocomaceae.
AUGCCGAAGAAAGGAGGAAAGAAAAGCCACAAGAGCAAGGCCAAGGGCGCUGGUGGCGGCGCCGCAGCGAAGUUGCCUGAUGUGAAGAACAUCAUAAGCCCCGCUCACCAGGAAGAGGACAAGCUCUUGUACGGUGAAGGCGCCGCCACUACAGCAGAGGCCGCGCCGGCCACAGCAAGCGGAUCGGCAGCAGCAGUUGCUGCACCAACUGUCGCAACGGAAGCGCCAGUUUCUGAACCACCGACAACUACCGCUGCGCCGGAGAAGGAAAAGGAAGAAAAAGAGCUACCAGCGCAAGAAACUGAACAAGUCUCCGACGUGACGAAAGAACAACGAGGUGACGCCGGAACAGAGGCAUUGGCCGCCGCUGCGCCCACGAGCUCGAAGAAGCAAGAGGCCGAGGAGGCCAAGGCAGCAGAACCCGAACGUCCGUCAACCGCCACUACAGACAGGGCCGAUCUUUUGGCAGACACAAGCACGAAGACAGAGCCAGUUGCUGCCACAAACGAUAUUUCGAAGGAUGUGUCGGAUGCGGCCAAGAAAGAAGAGAUUCCUUCCGAGACAGUAGCAGCCACCGCGACGGCGGCUGGAGCUGCUGGUACUGUGGAACAAGCACAGCCAGCGACCGCUGAUCUCGAAAAAACCGAAGCGUCGAAAGCAGUGGCAGCGAAGCCCGCUGGCGAAUCGGUCGAGGAAGCGGAGCACAAAGCACUCGUCCAAGAAGAGGAUACUCCUGUGGCCGCGGCCGCUCCUCUCGUUGCCCCGCAUGUCAAGCGAUCCCACGAGGAGCCCACAUUUGUGACCCAAGAAGGCGACCAGCCAGCGAAGAAAGCGCGCGUUGACGAGCCUACCGAGACGUCUGUCUCGCAGUCGAAUUUGGCUAUUCCAGGACGUUUCCCAACCCCUUCAGUGGCCGGAUCUACUGCGUCCGGCGCAGACAGCGCCAUUGCUUCAGAGACACAGGAUGCGAUCAAGGGGGAUACUACGGCGGCUCCAAAGACAGUCGUUUCUCAGCCACCAGCCCCAGUGCCAGCCACUGAAACAACGCCCGCCGCGACCGCCCCGACGGAGGCUGCAGUUUCGGCACCAGCCGCUGAAACACCAGCUGCUGCUAAGGAUACAGGCCUAGUCGAGGACAAGGCUGCCGCUGUAAGUGCUGACCAACCAGCAGCCCAAGAACCUAUCGCUCCUAAAGAUACAAGCCGAGCCGAGGACAAGACUGCAGCACCAGCAUCAGCAGCACCAGCAGCAUCGACCGAGAAAGAGGCGGUGCUGCCUCCAACUGGCCACAAGGACGAUGCUAGCGCACGGCCAAUCAAACCAGCAACAGCUGAUGCAGCACAAGCCCCUCAGUCACCGGCAGUAGCUGCAGCCGCCGCCGCAGCCGCCGCAGCCUCUGCUACCCCUCAGCAAGCCCCUGACCAGGCCGUCUCGAAGCCAGCAGCACAACAGGAGGCCGCGCCCAAGAAAGGCGGGCUCGUGGCGUGGAUCAAACGCAAGCUCAAGGGGGAAAGUAAGAAAGCCGAGAGUGGGCGAUGA